ACAAUUUCUCAUCACUAAUUAACAACCCACGGUGUAUUUUUAUAUCCAAGCCAUUAAUCCAGUUUUCCCAGUGGUUUCCGCUAAGUAGUACACACCCUCGGCCCAGCACCUGCAAGUCACGUGAGGGUGUAACGCAACUCUGCCAGCGGCGCAGCUCUUCCUACGCAAUGUGCGCAUUGUCUUCUUCUGUCAUCUUGGCACAGCACCCAGGCUAGGGCAGGAAAAGUAUUUUCUGUCAUCACCCUUACCUUGAAUAGGUGAUUGUUUCAAACCAUGGGAAACAGAGACGACGAGUAUGACUUCUUGUUUAAAGGUAAGCAGAACCUAAGACAAUAUAUAGAUAACCUGUUUUUUUAUGUCAGCGCUCAGAGAGACCCAGUAGGCUUCGGUUAGCAUGUGUGCUAACUGUAACGUCAGUGCUCCUCUGGUCCAACAUCAGCUGGUGGUGACAGCUAACUGCAGAGAGGAGGAUUGUUUAGCCAGAUAGAGCACGGGUAGUGUGUUUUCCUACUCUUUAUUUGUAAUUUAUCAUCUUAGUUGUUUCGUCUCUACUCUCACAACUGGGGGGCUUUGCUACAAAUGAUCCGGAUUUCACGUAAAGUAAGGCUAUGGUGAGUUAGCCCCCUUGAGCUAGGUUGCUUGCGUUAGCUCAUCUAAGGGGUGGAUCUCCUACUCAGAAAUGAUUUAAGGCUUUUGUUAUCUAAAAAGAAAAUGACCCCCAUAUAAAUCAAUGCUAAACCUAGAACCAUUAGUAUAGCACUCUCUUUAUACAGUCGUAUGAUUUCAGAUUGAUCAGAUAAUUCAUCUCUAUGUGGGGGGCUGACACAAUGAAAGCAAAGGUAAAAAGAGGAACUCCACUAUGGCUUUAAGUUUCUGUUUAAUAACGACUUCUGGUCAAUAGGCAUUUUUGUUCCGUGAAUACUCAUGUGAAAGUGACCGUAUCAAUCUAACAGGGAGUGACCCGAGUGGACAACUGAGUCACAGAUCACAUGAUCUGAACACCUGAGUCCUGAUAGCAUGCUGCUUUUGUGGUCAAAGUGCUGUUUUUUUGACUGUGGGUCUACUUAUUAUUGUGUUACCUUUAACAACCCAAAACAUGAACCUCAUUAUGGGGAAUUGCUUAGGUGCACGGGGGUGGGUGUGACGGGUUUCAAAAACUGAUAGCCUGAGUAUCUUUUGACUCUGUAAUGGGUAAAGACUAGCGCCCGACCGAUAUGGAUUUUUUGGGGUCGAUGCCGAUACCGAUUAUUAGGGAUCCGAUUACCGAUUAAUCGGCCGAUUUUUAAAAAGUUUUUUUUAAUGAAGUUUUAAAAUAUACAGAGGAUAUCUACAGCACACUAUAUACUGUAGAUAUACUGUAGGCUACUGCUCUUCACGCCAACAGGAAGACUAGACUGAUCAAACUCGGACCAGAAAAGCGUUUUCAACUACCCCCCUCGCCGAUCUGUGCCUCUUUCCGGUCCACUCUUAUCUGGAGACAUGCAGCUGCCUCAGCAACAGAAGUAGCUGGAUCACGUAAUGUGUACUGUUGUUUAUUCUACCGCGAAUGGCACGGCUAAAAAUGUAGCAAGGCUAAUAGCAGAUGGCUAACUCUAACUUUAGCUUGCAUAUUGCAUGGUGCUUCACCGUUAACCGUUAACUUCAGCGUGACCGAGACCAGCACAGCGGAGAGCAUCGUGAAGUGGGUUGAACUGACACUUGUUGACUUAAUGUGUAUUUCACAAACUGGUUUAUUUACCGUUGAGGUGGACCACUCUCCUCUGUGCGUCCCUUAGCUGCCUGCUUCAGAUCGGUCACUCUGCUGUGCUGUAAGGUAGUAAGUGGAUGAAGAUUGUCAUGAGGUUGCUGCGCCAUCUACAGGAUAAGUCCGGGAACUUUUCAAAUGGUGGAACAUUUUUGAAGUGAAACCGAAUCUUAUUCUCCGCAUUUUAUUUCUGAAAAUAUCUGCGAAAAUUGGCGAGUUUUGGACGAUUACCGAUUAGUCUCAAACGGGCUAAAAUUGGCUGAUUUGACUCGGCUCUAGUAAAGACCACUGAAAACAAUUGUUACUGUAAAGGAGCAACUUCACAGCCUUUGGUGCUUUUAUGACUAAUUCACAGUCUUGUGUCUUUCAGAUAGUUGAAGGUAUAGAUUUGGAAGUAGCAAUAUAUGUCCUUUUAAAUCUAAAAGCUGAGGAUUGAGUACAGUUAAUAAAAAAUGCUCACAUCAACUGUGGUGACUGGAAAAGGAGAGGACAAAGUGAUGACUUGUACCAACAACCCAGGAGUAGAGGCCUUGAGAAACUGUUGAGUCAGAUUUCCCAUCGGGCAGGGCAGCUUUGGCAGCUUCCUCCCACCAGUGCAAAAGCUGAUAAGGUUUCUCAGGAAGAAAGCAACAGAGCAAGUCAGCAUUUUCACGAUAUCUGACGAUGACCAUGACUGUAGUAGAACUAUACUGCUGUGGAUUGUGGAGGAAAAAUUGUACAAUAAAUUGUCUUUUUUUGAUACUUUCUUUUUAUUGAUUUUCUUCAACAGUGUGUAAUACAAUAUAUGUGGGGGUGAAAGGGGAACACAUAGAAUUUUUUUUUUUUCCCCAUUUCUGGCAGUAUUGAUCUUCUUGAUUCCUUACUCUAUAAGUCAGUCAUUCCAUAGUGUAUAUUUCGGCCAUCAUUUUCAACCAGUCUUCCUGUGGUGGUGGGUCCGCCCUGUACCAUUUUCUUGUAAUCACCUUUUUACAGGCUGCCUACAUAAUUUUCACUAUGUGUCUAUUUUCCUUCAGUACGACAUUUCCUGUAGUGAUAACAAGAUAUAAAAAUGUACAAGACUUGGAUACAGCAUAACCCAAAAUGUCAACUAUAACCACAUGAACAUCUUUCCAAAAUUUUGCAAUCUUAGGACAGAGCCAGGACAUGUGUGAAUGGUUCACAUUUACCUUUCCACAGCUUCUCCAACAUGGCUGUGGUAUUGAAGUGGGUUUACUCCUAAUUUCAGGUGUUAUAAAAAAUCUAAUUAGAUUUUUCCAACAGUGUAGUCUCCAGACACGGGAUGACGUUGUUGUCUGCUGUGUUCUCCAAUUAUGUGACCAUUCAUCGUUAAAUAUGUUGACACCCAGUUCUCUCUGCCAUCUCAGUUUUACAUAUGUUGUUGUAUCCACUCUGGCCUCAAUUAUAUGCCCAUAAAUUGUAGAGAUUAUUCUGAAUUUCUUGGCGUUGAAGGCUUCAGUUAUGAUCUUGAUCAUUAAAUUUUUGUCUAGAUCUAAACUGUGCUUUAUCUUCUUGUUGAAUAAGUCCCCUAUCUGCAAAUCUCUGAAAUGGUCUUGAUUACUUAAAUCACAUUUUUGUUUAAUCUCCUGGAAUUUAAAAUUUUCUUUAACUGGCUCUUCUUGUGUUUGUGAUAGUGGGUUUAUUCAUGUCAGGCAAGGUGCAUUUUCAAUUUUCAUACAUCUUUUAAGAGUUGAGAAAAGCUGUUGGCAAGGGAAACUAACUAAAUAUAAGGCAGUGUAAGGUUCAAGUAGGGUAAAAGGUUGACACAGCAGAUCACUGAUGUAAGGUUUUAAAACCUCAGAGCUACAGUUAGCCUCAGAUUCUUAGGUACCACGUCACUUGAAAGAUUUUGCAUUGCAACUUUUGUUUUGAUUGCAGUUGUGCUGAUCGGAGACUCUGGAGUGGGGAAGAGUAACCUGCUGUCUCGUUUCACAAGAAAUGAGUUCAACCUGGAGAGCAAGAGCACCAUUGGGGUGGAGUUUGCCACUCGCAGCAUCCAGGUGGACGGCAAGACGAUAAAGGCACAGAUAUGGGACACAGCUGGACAAGAACGCUACAGAGCCAUCACUUCAGCGUGAGUGUUUUUAUCGCACAUUAAGUCAGCAUUGGCACUAUCAAAAAGUGGCUUGUGUUAAUGCAAAACCCAAUUCCAUUAAAGUUGCCAAAGUAGUUGGGACAGGUGGCAAGAAAUACAUAGAAAUUUGAGGAAUGCUCAUCGAACACCUAUUUGGAACAUCCCACAGGUGAGCAGGCUAAUUAGGAAAGACUGUUAUUAACGAAAAGUUCCAAAGCCAGCAUCUGUGAUGGUAUGGGGGUGCAUUAGUGCCCAAGGCAUGGGUAACUUAAUGCAACAUUAAUGCUGAAAGGUACAUACAGGUUUUGGAGCAACAUAUGCUGCCAUCCAAACAACAUCUUUUUCAUGGACGCCCCUGAUUAUUUCAGCAAGACAAUGCCAAGCCACAUUCUGCAUGUGUUACAACAGCGUGGCUUCGUAGUGAAAGAGUGCGGGUACUCGACUGGCCUGCCUGCUGUCCAGACCUGUCUCCCAUUGAAAAUGUUGGUGCAUUAUGAAGCGUAAAAUACGAUAACGGAGACACUGGACUGUUGAACAACUGAAGCUGUACAUCAAGCAAGAAUGGGAAAGAAUUCCACCUUCAAAGCUUCAACAAUUAGUCUCCUCAGUUCCCUAAUGUUCAUUGAGUGUUGUUAAAAGGAAAGGUGAUGUAACACAGUGGUAACUGUCCCAACUAGUUUGGCACAUAUUGCAGCCAUGACAUUCUGAGUUAAUUAUUAUUUGCAACAAAAAAAAAAAGUUUAUGGGUUUGAACAUUAAAUAUCUUGUCUUUGUAGUGUAAUUUCCCCAACUUCAGUGGAAUUGGGUUUUGUACAAAUAUGGCAUUGGAAUAAAAAAAAGGACAGUUAUUCUAUUCUAGUCCUUAAUCUGGUUUAUGCUGUCACCAGGUAUUACAGGGGCGCAGUUGGGGCUCUCCUAGUUUACGACAUUGCCAAGCACCUGACAUAUGAGAAUGUGGAGCGCUGGCUGAAGGAGCUUAGGGACCACGCUGACAACAACAUUGUCAUCAUGCUAGUUGGAAACAAGAGUGACCUCCGCCAUCUCAGGGCAGUCCCAACUGAUGAAGCUCGAGCUUUUGCAGGUAAAUAACUGAAUACUGUUGUAAGAAUCUUUAUUAGAUACAAUACAAAAGAUCUUACUCUCUGCAAAUGUAUCCGUGUUGUUUCCACAUAUUAGAAAAGAACACCCUGUCAUUUAUCGAGACGUCAGCUUUGGACUCAACAAAUGUAGAAGAAGCAUUCAAGAACAUUUUAACAGGUAUGAAAACAUGGUGCUGUAAAUAUGAUGCGUUAAAGUUUCAAUAAUGCACAUCAGAAUAUAAUUGUUCUUCUUUUUGGUAUUCUUGUCUUUAGAAAUCUACCGCAUUGUAUCACAGAAGCAGAUUGCUGACAGAUCUGCACACGAUGAGUCUCCUGGCAACAAUGUUGUGGAUAUCAGUGUCCCCCCAACCACUGACGGGCAGAAGGGCAACAAACUGCAGUGCUGCCAGAGCCUGUGACCAUAAACUCCAUGACACUGAUCCCCCAGCUUCCCCUGACAUCCCACUACCUGAGCACUUUUUGUUGCCCUGUUCGCAGCCAACUUCCCUUUCACUGUCCUUUAUGCCUUUUGUUCUGUUUGAUAUAGGACUUUUGAACUCACUCGUGCUCUUCUGCCAUGAAAGAAAACUUUGAGAAGCCUUUAUGUCACUUGGUCGGUUAAGUUGUUCAUGGAAUCACUGUGAAGGUAAAGGAACAAGGCAGUCGCUGCUGUCUUAUUGAAGCCUGUGAAGUAGUUUGAACUGAAUUUAAACUCUACUAUGUAAAGGGAGGUUGUGAAACACAUUUCAAAAGUUACCACUAGAUGGUGCUGUGUAAAUAACCUACAGGCAGUGACUCCAACCUAGUGAAACAGUAUUAUGCGGUUGUGUGGUUCGUGUAACUUUCUUCUGACAUCAAAUAAGUUAUGCCAAAAAUGUCCUCAUUAUGUAUUUAUUGAAGAAUAUUUGGCUUAUUUUUUUUUUUGUUCAAAUUCAAGAACUGUUCAAAUUUACAAUAAAAUACUGAAAAAAAGCAGUGCGCUCUUAGUGAAAUUGAGAUUUUCAGAUCUUAUUCCAGUGUCACUGAUUUGCUGGGUUCAAUGUUUCUGUACUUGUGCUUUAAUGACCUAUACAUAAUUUUAUGGUUAUAAUUACAGCAUUUGGAGAGGUUCAUUUCUUUAUUUUGGUUUUUACUCCUAGAAAAAUAAUUUCAGAUCAAAAAUUCCCCUGAAAAAAAGACUGAUAACAUGAGUGUUACACAUUCAAAUUCUCAACAGUGUUGUAGCAUGUGUUAACUCCAGUGACUCAAAACCAAAAUGCAGCUUACAGUAAACAAAAAACUAUCAGGGGUUCUGUUGACCGCUCAACCACCCCCAAAAAUGUAAGAUUGAGACUUUUUUUUGACUUGCUGUUUGUCAAAAAGGCUACACAGAUAAAUAAUGUGAACUAGUGUUUAUCCAAAUAAGCUGCUUAUAUUUUGCGAAAGCUGGGGAUGAAGCAGGAAGAUUCUUUGACUCUCUAGAGCAGUAAGACUUGACAUUCACAAUUGUUUUUCACCAGGAUUAAUGAAUGCAUAGAGCUGUGGUCACAAACAGACUUACUGUAAUGAGAUUUCAUCCUUGCUGGAGUAAGCAUGAUCUGUAAACAGUCAUAUCAUACAUGUCAGACAAAACAUCCAUCCAUUCAUCCAAACAAAACAACAAAAAAGAAAAAAAAUUACUGCAAGGUCACCCAGAAUUUAUACCAAUGGUUUAUUUGCUUUGCAAACAUUUCUUGGCUGAUUGCAGGUACCAGUAUUUUGGUGAAGACAUUUUUUACAGCACACUCUCAAUGUACUUAAAAAUGUGAAUGUUUAAAAGCUGUAACAUAAAUUACAAAUAAUACAUAUCAACACUCCACCCUUUAAAAAAGGUGUGGAAGGAAAAGAUUACAAAAUUUUUAUACAACAUACCACAACAUAAAGAACAUGUACAUGUUUGUUUGUGUGAUGAACAACAAAAAACUUGAUUUCUGCAUUUGGAUAUCAGUGUGAUCUUUUACAUCACAGCGCAGAAACACUUUGACUCUUUGGAAACAUGAGAAUCUGUUUCCUCUGUCGCCUCUGACCCAAAGAGGCAGAGGAGUGGCGUUUCAUAAGUUGUGAGCAACUUACUGCCAAUACUAAAUUAUUAACUACCAUAGAGGUCAGUGGCUGCAUAAGUGAGACUUUGCACUGACAGGUUAGGUUGUUUCUCAUAGUAACUCAGUUCUGAGGGACUGUACCACAUAUCUAAAGACUUUUUCAUAUCAGCACCCAAAUACAUCCCAACACUUCACAACAGAGCUUCCUUAUUGAUAAACAGUAAACACAAGGAUGAUCAAAUGACUCAUAAGCUUGUAUGGCACCCCGGGUGCAUCGUAGUACUGCAGGAUUUAAUCCUUUCGUCUGAGAUCAGGUCAAAACACAAACAAACGAUUAACUGGGUUGGUAUGUGGGGCAACCCACUGGGAGCUCAGUAAAAAAAAAAAGAGUGGAAUGUUAGUUCAGUCAAAAGGCCAGGGUGAGGAAACAGCGUUCAUGCUUAGUGAAAUGCAAGACAAAAACAUGGCUGCUAAACACGUUCAGCAUUACUUAAACGACUCCUUUUCAACAACCUCAAGAUGUUUGUCAUUUUAGCUCCCAAGGUGUCUUAGAAUUUAAUGAUCGCAGCAGAGGAAAAAGAGAGAUGGUUUCUGACAGCCGAACAUGUGCUCUGACUUUGACAUUUGUUUGUAAUCCAAAAAAAAAAAAACAACUAUAAAAACGGACCAAAGAACCCACAUCACUUACAGUCAGCCUUUGUUUCAGUUUGAUUGUUACAAAGCAAUUAUAUAUCUUUUGUAUUUUUAAACAGCAGAAACAUUGAUAACACAGUUUUGCAUAAAAUCCAAAGUUCUGGCAAAUGAAUGUGUUGUUUCUGUAUGUACUGUUUAAAAUUUGGAAAUAUUCAAGGCUUUUGCUAAAUGGCCAAAUGAUGUGCUGUCAGUGUUAGAGAAGAGCACAUUGGGGAAGUAUAUCAGCACGUUCAAAUACAUUUUGUUCUACUUGAGAGAGGAACUAAAUCCUAAAGCUUGGUUUUUAUAACUGCAGAAGUAAAAUUCACAACAAUGAGCUACUCUAGCUUUGGACUAGCCUUUAAGCUUUCAGUCAAGAUGCUCUCUAUGUAGUACAACAGUUUUUUUAAUGCACCCCACAAAACUGUAGUAUGAUUAACACAAUACCAGUAAUACUGAAACAACAGGCUGAACACCUGCUUUACCCCAGAACAUGGCAGUUUUGUGUUCUUCAAGCGGAUGCUUUUGUUAGAUUCAUAAAUACCGUUGUUGCCAGCACUACAUGCUAUUGGAUUUACAGGCUUACACCACAUGAAAUUGUGACUAUUUACUGAUUCCUCAAUGAAGUGAAUGGAUUUACAGACUGGAACAGAUAUGACUUUAAGAUCUGGGCAUCUAGCACUUUCUGUCUCAUUUGAUUAAAAGCUGCAGUAGGUGACUCUUUUUCCUCUGUUUACAAGAUAGUGAGGUGAGUUCUCCUUAACACCUUUCCCCCCUUACAAGUAAAGCCAGUGCCCCAUGAGUUCAUUCAGUAAUAUAAAGACUUGAUGAAGGCAAGUGAGCCGUCCAGUGACAAUAAGUUAGCAUGUGAGUAUCCAGAGGCUUCCCUGGUUGACAAAGUCAGAGUUAAUGCUGUGUUCCAGUUGUACUCGGAAGUUGGAUUUUCUGAGCUCCGAGUCGGAAAUUCAUCUAGAACGCCCCCCUGAAGUCGGAUUCCCAACUAGGAAAGUUGGACGAUCCUCGCCAACCCCGAGUUGACGACAACGUCAUAAUUUAAGAUGGCAGCACAGUGCAUCAACAGUAAAGAGUUAGGGUAAAAGCUCUUGUAAAGUAUUAUUUAUUACCACUUCUGUUUUGUUUUUGUGAAAUUAAAUAAGUGGUAUAUGUUUUGCUGCCCAACGUCUAACUGUGAACACGGUGAUAUGGUGUUUUUAAAGUACUGUGUUGUGACAACGGACAACGACAGCUGACAAUUUUAAACAACAGCUAACAACAGGUAACUGUAGGCGUCCAUCUUUGUUUUCCGACUUGUUUACUGGAACACCCUCAACUCAGGUGUAGCGUCAUUCCCAGCUCUGACAUCCGACUUGAGGUCACUGGAACGCAGCAUACGUCAUAUCUAGCCUUAGUGGUUUUUGCAUAAUUCAUGUGGUUGAUUUUGGGGUGAUAUUUUGUUUAAAUUAGCCACUUUUUACACAAGCAUGUUCUUUCUCCAAUCAGAUCAGAGAAACUGGAGUUCAUACUACUUCAAACAAAAACAGAACAGCUUUAUUGUAGCACUCAGACACGCAAUAAAAAGGAGGCUUUAGUACACCACAUCAGCCACCCGACAGUGUGACCAUGUUUCUCUAAAAGUCAUUCUGACAAAAUAAGAUGCAGAGGUCUUUAGGAGACCUACUUGCUAAGUGCUGAUAAUACAAGAACCUCAAUGAGGACAAUGUUAACCCUACUUUUGUAGGAAUAGUGUAUCCGUUUACUCUAUUGGUAAAGAACAAAUUUAAGAAAACACUAACAAUGAAAAAAAGUAAAAAAAUAUUAACAGUGCUUGCAUGCAUAACUGUGCAUUUUAGUUCAGGUCUCUGAACGUAGCGUGAAGACCUCCAAGUCCACAGUGUUUUUAUUGCACAUUCUCUGGCUUUACUAGUGCCAUGCUGCUAUCCAUUCUUGCAUCAGAUGUAAAAACAGAUAUGGCAAAACACAUCUUGAAAGAAGUCCGACAAGUUUGUGCUAAAAAUAAAGUUUCAUUUCAGACAGUGUAAUGGCAUCUGUAUUGUAAAAUGUAAACCACCUUACAGAUUCACAAGGGAUCACGUUGUAAUUGCUUCAAGAGCUCCUCGACAAGCGUUUUUGUGCGGUAAAAUCAGGGAUUAUGUAGUGAAGGCAAGGGCCAGUUUCGAUGGACCUGCUGUACUUGGCGAUUGUCUGAGGAUCAUCAACUGAGCAGAACAAUCAUUCGAACUCUUCAUAGUCCUCUACAAAAAUAGUUUGGUCACAUGUCAUUCUAGCAGUGUAAUGCUAUCUUUGCAUUUAUGCUGAUGAGGCUCUUACCAUGUCUCUUUAAGAGUCUGCACAUCUCCGUUCUAUUUGUUAAUGCCUUUUUGCAUAAGCUGGUGAAUACCAAGCAUGAGGAUGGACAGACGCCAUUAAAAUAUCCCCUCGUUCUGCAUCCACACAAAAAGUAAUUAAAAAAAAUGUGAUGUGAAUUAAGUACUGAUGGGGCAAAGAAAAAAUCAAAAAGCUGCAAAAACAGUCUGCAAGCACCUCUUUAAAAAGCUUGCUGUGGGUUUGAUACAUCCAAAAAUCGGCCCCUCACAGAUCACAUACUGUAGUCACGAACUAUCUCUGUUCGCUCUCAUACUAUACUCUCAUUGGCAGACUUCUUCAUCAGCUUUGUAGAGAGCAAGGAAUGCUGGGAAGAGUUGGACUCCUUGGCUUCAGGAAUGAGCAGACGUACUUUCUGAUUUGUUCUUCUCCACUCAGAGUACAGCUGACAGUGGUAGCGGAAAGAUACCUGUGAGGACAACCAGGGGAGAGAUCAUGCAAAGCAGAGAUCAAUCAGAAGUAUUCACUUUUGGCUCUUUAUUAAUGUUCGGUUUCAUUCAUAAGAUUCAGAUAAAAGUUAAAAUCAGUUAAAAAAAAGGACUUGAUGUGUUUUAUUUAAUAAUAUUUCAUUUUGAGUGAGAUUCAAAUAGCAUUAAUGCCAUCUACAGUAUCGCCAUUAUGUGUUAACAUGUGAAGUUAUGGUUAUAUGCCCGAGUCUUAAGUGGCAAAGUAUUGCGUUGUGUACUUAUUUGUGUUAUCAUGUGUCUCCCGUGUAUUUAGCCUACGUCCAGUGAGCUAUUCUAGUUAGCCGUGCUAGGCUUUGGUUCGUAUGGUUCACAGAUGUGGAAUAGUUAACUUUAUGCAUCUCCAUAAAUGCAAUAUUUAUGAUUGUAUUAUUUGUUUAUUUCCUUUAGUUUCACACUUUACUCCAUCAAUACACCUGGCAGAAGAAAUGACACCCAGCGUGUUGUUUGGAGUGAAGGGUUUAGCUGCCUGUCAACACAUGCACACGACGCAUUGAUGACAGAUUAAUGAGAUCAACCCAAAUUUCAAAAGUAUUUUAAAAUUGUAGCGACUGCUUUCCUUUAACAAAAAGAUCGCCAGGGUUUAGGUUCGCUUGCAUCUGUGACUCAUUUGAGUGAUCAGUCUGGUUUGAGUGUUAAAAAAAAAAAAAUUAUUGUUCAAAAAAGGAAAGAAAACACUCUGAUCUAGGUCCAAAUCCUUUGCCUUCAAAUGAUAAAAAGUGAUAAGCUGAAAUGAGGUUAGAACGGGAUGAGUGAAAUGAUGAAAAACAGUCAACAGAAAAUUAUCAGUGCUUGCCAAACCCAUUGUCUGACUACACCUGUGAGAUUUAAAUAACCCGCCAAACAUCCCAAAACCACACCCCUCAGUGACGAUCCCCGGAAGUGACGUAUCUAUAGAAAUCAUAUCCCAAACAAAUUUAUUUUGUCUCCUACAAAAAUGUAUUUUAACAAAUACACUUGCCUUUUUAAAACAUAUCUACUUGAAAGGGGGAAUAACAAUUACGAAGUCCUUACCAGGGUCCACAGGACAUAGAUGGUGAAGAGAGCGAUAGUGAGGGCUAUGAGGCCGACAGCCUGCAGCCAGCUCCCCAGUUGGAGAUGGUCCUGAGCUCCCCUCAGGCAGAGCCAGCCUGAAAUAGCUGCAAGGGGCGUAAUAAACAGGAAGCAAACCAUGUCACAAAAAAGCGUACUCUUCUCAUUACGAGGGCCUGGGUCCCGCAGCCACUGUGGAAGAAUGGAUAAGAUAACAGAGAAGAGAGAGAGAGAGAAAAGGUGGAAAUGAGACCUUUAGUCAAACAAGAAGAGAGAAGACACAUUAAAGCAAAGCAAGAAAGCCAUAAAAUGAGGUAUCAGAAGCUGCUUUACUCAUAUCAUCACAAUCAUUCACAAACAGUAACCCAACAACAGGAUUAAAUAGAAGAAGAGAGCAAUUGAUGCAGACAAGGCAAAGGGCAUUGACCUUUGUUACCUCUGUGAGGGGCCUGGGACGGCGCUCGAUGCUGAACUCUGUGUGGCAGAGUUCACAGUAGCUGGUGUUGGAAGACGACAGCCAUUUCUCCAGACAGCUUUUGUGUACUGUCCCCAGUGUGCCUGUGCAGUCACAUGGAGAUAGGAGACUUUCACUGUUGCCUCCUUCAUGGCAAAUUCGGCAGAUGGGCCCAUCACUAAAAAAAAUACAAAAACAAAAAAAAACUAUACAUAUGGCUCUUUUUGAAACCCGUGUUUCUAGGUAAGUUAGUUGGUUUAGUCUUACUUUUGUGAUCCCACAGGUUUGAGCACAGAAGAAAGCAA
Messenger RNA from Xyrichtys novacula (pearly razorfish), 12263 nucleotides. The record is from the annotation of a GenBank genome assembly. Lineage: Eukaryota; Metazoa; Chordata; Actinopteri; Labriformes; Labridae.